This is a messenger RNA of Leptonychotes weddellii (Weddell seal), 363 nucleotides long. The record is from RefSeq and is a predicted model, not a curated record. Lineage: Eukaryota; Metazoa; Chordata; Mammalia; Carnivora; Phocidae.
AUGGGGGCCGGCUUAUGGGCCCUUGCAGAUGUCAUGAGCCCACAGGGCCACUGCAACACUGACCACAUGGAGAGGGACCUCAACAUUGUGGUUCAUGUCCAGCAUUAUGAAAACAUGGAUACCAGAACCCCCAUAAAUAAUCUUCACACGACCCAGAUGAACAACGCAGUGCCCACCUCCCCUUUGCUCCAGCAGAUGGGCCAUCCACAUUCGUACCCUAGCCUGGGCCAGAUCUCCAACCCCUACGAACAGCAGCUGCCGGGCAAAGAGCUCAACAAGUACGCCUCCUUGAAGGCAGUCGGAAGUUCUGAUGGUGACUGGGCAGUGGCGACACUUAAGUCACCAAAAGGCGGUAUGAGAUGA